AUGAACUUAGAUAUUCAAACAAACAAGGCCGUUCUCAACGGAGCAAACAUAUUAGAUAUGCCUUCGGCGCCCAACAACAACACCGAUGAGGCCAAUAACAAUGCGCCAAAGGAGUGCGUAAAGGUUGCGGAAGCGGAGAGCCACAGACUCAAACGUGAAGUGGGACUGGUGAGCGCUACGGCACUUCUCAUAGGAAGUGUUAUCGGUUCAGGCAUAUUCGUGACACCGAGCACGGUUUUUCGAAAUUCCGGUUCCGUCGGUGUUGACGUGAUCGUCUGGUCUGCGUCUGGCAUCAUCACUAUUAUAGGUGGUUUAUGCUACGCCGAGUUGGGUGCGCUUCUUCCUGCCACCGGUGGAGACUACGCCUACCUGAUUGCCGGUGGAAAGUCGGUGGGCAGGUACGGGGACGUCGUCCCUCUGCUCCACGCAUGGUCCUUCAUCCUUGUCUCGGAUCCAAUGAGUGCCGCGCUUCAGGGACUGACCUUCGCGAGCUACACUCUCAGCAUCGUGUACCCUAGGUGCGGCCCACCGCACGAGGUGAAAAUAUGCGUGGCUCUUCUCUUCAUAACCUUGGCCAUGGUCAUCAACUGCAUCUCUGUGAAAGCGUCGGCACGGAUUCAAGUCGUCCUGUCUUCCAUCAAGUGUGUAGUCCUUACGGCGAUCAUUAUCACUGGCGUCGUCUUCGCAUUUAGAGAAAAUCACCUUCUAGACGGGCCCUUCUUCACAAAUACCACGGAACCAGGAAACCUUGUCCUUGCUUUCUAUGGAGCCAUCUACGCCUAUGGCGGAUGGAGACAAAUGAGCUACAUCGCCGAGGAAAUCAAGGACCCCACAAGAAAUAUCCCUUGGGCACUACUGGGCGGAAUAUGCACCGUCACCCUCAUCUACGUGUGUAUCAACGUCGCCUACAUGAUGGCGCUCGAUGCCACCACCAUGGCCACAACAGACGCCAUCGCAGUGUCUUUCGCUAUGGCCACAUGGGGACCUCUGGCAGCAAGGAUGGUACCGAUCUGCGUGUCCGUCAGCUCCUUCGGGCUCUUGUGCGCCGGUUUCUUCAGCAAUGCCAGGGUUGUCCUGGCAGCAGCGAGGCAGGGUCACCUACCCCUUGUGUUCUCCUUCAUCACUGUGGACACGUCCGUACCGUUGACGUCCAUCCUCCUCCGCGGUUCCUUGGCCAUCGCCUACACCUUAACUGGCUCCCUCGGGGUCCUCAUAGCCGGUCGUGUGUUCGUGGAAAGCCUAGGAGACAUUUUCAUUGUGUUGUCGUUGUUUGUGCUUCGGUUUACGAUGAAGAAUGCCCAAAGACCCUACCGGGUUCCCACUGUCCUGGCUGUCUUGAAGCUGCUGGUGUCUGUGGCGCUCGUUGUGCUUCCGUUUCUGAGGCCCGUGCAGUAUCUGCAGUACCUGAUAAUCCUGGCGAUAUUUGGGCUGAGCGGUUUGUAUUACCUCCUCUUUGUACGCUUUAAGUGUGUGGUUCCCGGGGGACGGAUGGCGACCGAUUUGGUUCAAAAGCUAUUGAUGGUCGUGCCUUGCGUGAACGAGCUGGAACUCAUGUUGAAAGAGAAGUUAUGA
Molecule: messenger RNA, 1572 nt
Organism: Ixodes scapularis (black-legged tick)
Lineage: Eukaryota; Metazoa; Arthropoda; Arachnida; Ixodida; Ixodidae
Product: b(0,+)-type amino acid transporter 1-like
Exons: 7
Coding region: 1-1572 (523 amino acids)
Biological process (GO): amino acid transmembrane transport
Cellular component (GO): membrane
Molecular function (GO): L-amino acid transmembrane transporter activity
Source: RefSeq, a predicted model, not a curated record